Molecule: messenger RNA, 1590 nt
Organism: Lactuca sativa (garden lettuce)
Lineage: Eukaryota; Viridiplantae; Streptophyta; Magnoliopsida; Asterales; Asteraceae
Biological process (GO): DNA integration
Molecular function (GO): nucleic acid binding
Source: RefSeq, a predicted model, not a curated record
AUGGUGAUCAACUUGAGUCUUGAUUGUGAAAGUUUGAAGAAAACAUUAGAUAUAUACAUAUUGGACUCCGAAGUUGAAGAGAUUGUGAAGACUUUAGAAGUUAACAAUUCCACAAAGAAGGAUGUUUCUCAAGUCUCCUUAUCUCAUUCUCCAAACAAGAUGCCCCCUUCCAUAAUCCAACCACCCACACUUGAAUCGAAAGUCUUGCCUAGCCAUUUGAAGUACGUUUAUCUAGGUCAAGACGAAACUCUUCCGGUGAUUAUUUCCUCUCAAUUGAAAGACUUUGAAGAAGAUCAAUUGGUUGAAGUCUUGAAAAAACAUAAAGAGGCAAUGGGAUGGACAAUAACGGACAUUAAAGGGAUAAGUCCUAAUGUAUGCACUCACAAGAUCCUCAUGGAAGAUGAUUGUAAGCCUAGAAAAGAAGCUCAAAGAAGAUUAAAUCCUCCCAUGAUGGAAGUUGUUAAGAAAGAAAUAAUCAAACUCCUUGAUGCCACGGAUAAAAGUGGUGUUGAAAACCUAGUUGCAGAUCACUUAAGUCGGUUGAAUAUCGGUGAUUCUUCUUCUUCCAUCCUUGAUGAAUUCCCGGAUGAACACCUCUUCUACAUUUCAAACACAAUUCCAUGGUAUGCAGAUAUUGUGAAUUACUUGGUUACGAAAGAAAUUCCCCAUGCGUUUACCAAGCACCAAAAGGCCAAGUUGAAGAGUGAUUCCAAAUACUACGUAUGGGACGACCUUUAUAUUUGGAAACACUGUCUGGAUCAACUAAUACGGAGGUGUGUUCACCAAAAUGAGGUCGAGUCUAUCUUGAAGUUUUGCCAUGAGUAUGCAUGCGGAGGACAUUUUGGUCAAAACAAAACCAUGCGAAAGGGAAUCGAUUUCAUGGGCCCUUUCCCCGUCUCUUUCAGAUACACUUAUAUACUCUUGGCGGUUGAUUAUGUAUCAAAGUGGGUGGAAGCAAAGGCUACAAGGCAUGAUGAUUCUAAAACUGUAAUUGACUUCUUGAAGUCAAACAUUUUCGCAAGAUAUGGUGUACCGAGAGCUUUGGUGAGUGAUAGGGGCACUUAUUUUUGCAAUAAAAUGAUGGAAUCCAUGAUGAAGAGAUAUGGUAUCACACACUGGAUAUCAAACACUUAUCAUCCACAAACAAACAGCCAAGCCGAAGUGUCAAAUCGAGAAGUCAAACAAAUUCUUGAAAAGACGGUCAACACCACACGAAAAGUUUGGAGCUUGAAGUUAGAAGAUGCAUUGUGGGCGUAUCAGACCGCCUACAAAACCCCUAUUGGUAUGUCUCCAUUCUACCUCGUCUAUGGAAAGUCUUGUCAUUUACCGGUGGAAUUUGAACACAAGGCAUAUUGGGCAGUUAAAAAGUGUAACUUCAAUAUCGAAGAAACCGGGAAGCACCGAAAGAUGCAAUUGCAAGAAAUCGAAGAGUUGAGGAACGAGUCUUAUGAAAAUGCAAGCAUCUACAAAGAUAAGACAAAAGCAUUUCAUGACAAGCAAAUCACUUGUAAGCAUUUUAUUCCAGGGCAAAAAGUUCUUCUUUAUCAUUCACGCUUAAAGCUAUUCCCUAGAAAGUUGCGAUCUCGAUGA